Scheffersomyces amazonensis is the source of this 2727-nucleotide messenger RNA. Its product is annotated as ubiquitin-protein ligase. The record is from RefSeq and is a predicted model, not a curated record. NCBI's taxonomy places the organism in Eukaryota, Fungi, Ascomycota, Pichiomycetes, Serinales, Debaryomycetaceae. Bases 166 to 2658 code for a protein of 830 amino acids. The transcript has a single exon.
AAGUCACUUAGCCAUACACUUAGCCAGACACUUAGCUAGACACAUAGUCACAGCAACAGUAACAAUUGUACGUAAUAGAAGUCGAACUAAUUGCCUUAAUCAGCGGCAGAAACACACAUAAACAUCCCAGCCAAAUACCACCCCCAUUAAAUACUACUCCACAAGAUGGUAGAGGUGGACCGUCAAACAUUGCUCUUCUUCAUAAUAAUGUUCAUCUUUCUAUCGUUGCCUAGUGGACAUGACCAGCCUCAUUCCACUAAGGAACGAGAGACAUUGGUGACGUUUCAGCAACAGCUUCUAGAUGCGGAAGAAGAGCUAGCGCUAUCGCAAUAUUCCUUAGGCUAUGGUAAUAUCACGGGCUUUCAUUUGUCAUAUCAGGAUUUACUCGAUGGCAAAUCGGCUAAAGACUGGCCUCUACAUGAUUAUGGAUCAGAUAAUGAAUGGAUAGAAGAUCAAAAGGAUUCCAUAUUACCUAACUCAGUUAGUAGUAAAGUCAAGAACUGGUGGGGAUCAGAAAGAAUCAAAGAUCACGAUAAUGAUCGAGCAUAUCUCUUGAAUAUUUCAGGAAGAGCCCAUGGAGAGUUUCAAAAAGUGAAGGAUGAUGAUUUGGUCAAGUACAAUUUCAAACUUCCACCAUAUUUAAAGGAAUAUUAUGAUAAUGCUAUGCAAAUUGGUAAUGGGAAUGGUAAUGAUGCUUCAGGAUAUGAUGAAGAAAAUGGAAAUAAGGAGGAUGAUAAAAGGAGUAAUAAUGAUAAUAUAAUAACUAAAGUGGGUAAUAUCACAGUACCUAAUGGGAAAAUCUCCAUUGGAAUUAAAAGUUAUGGGUAUAACUUUAUUAAUCCUGAUUUUAGUAAGUAUAUUCAGAAUAAGACUAGUGAUGAAAUUGAUGAUGCUAUGGUAAUUAAUUUGAAAUUGAAUUUAAAAGAUUAUGAAGAAAUAGAAGAUCAUGAAUUUGAAACAAGAGGGAUCUAUUUCCAGGAAACCGGAUCUUUAAUAUCAGUCAGUAGAUCCGCCAAAUUUCUUGGAUUUCAUGGAUUAAGUCAUUUAACAUUAAAUGAUUCAAAUUUUAUUAAAGCCAAGACAUUAAUGAGUCAAUUCUUAAAUACAAGUGAUAUAAGACAUGAUUUCUCAAUGGAUGAUAUGAAUGGGUAUAUCAUUAGAAGUCAAGAACAAUGUGAGAUUAUUACAUAUUUCCAAUUUGAAAAGACAGAUUAUACUUGGAAUCAAUUGAGAUUUAUUGAUGAUGAAUUAAUAAAUCCCAGUGGGAAACCAAUCCCCAAUGAAUUACCAAAUCUUACCAUUAAGGAUUACUUAAUUUACUCUCCAGAUUGUGGGAUUAUCUUAACCAAAACUCCUGAAAUACCCUUUGUAGGCUUGAAAUCUGAGGUAUUGAAUAAGAAGUUAAGAUCAUUAUUGGUGGGCAUUCUAUUAUUGGUAUUUAUUCAAUUAUUACUUUUCUUAAGACAAAUUAAGAAUGCUAGAACUCCUGGACAAUUAAGUACUAUUGCCAGUAAAACAUUAUUUAUUAUUGGAUUUCAAGAUUCAUUGGUGGCAUUAAUGUUUUUAUUGGUAUCUACAUUAAUUGAAGAUUUAUAUUUAUUAAUAGCUUGUGUUGCAGUUAUAGCAUUUAUUAUGUGUGGGAUCUUUGAAUUGAGAUUUAUGGUUAGUGUUUUAACUACUCAAGUUAAUGAAAGAGGUACUACUUGGUGGGAAAUUUUAAGAGGUAGUACUAAUGGUGGAGAAACCACUACUGCUGAAGGUACUACAACACCUACAGAUAAUGGAUCAGGACCAAUCUUACCAAUAGCCAAUCCACCUCGUCCUCCACCAACUACAACCACAACUACAACUGCAACCACAACUCCGGCUGGUCCAGGGUGGGAAGAAGCAUCAUUUUCCAACAGUAUAUUUGCAGGAGGAUUUUCUUUAACUAUAGUGGCUACAUUUUUAAUAUUGAAUUCUUUAGUAUGGAGAAUUCAAUAUAGAAGAAUCUUUGAAUAUGUUGGAUUAAUAUUAUUGAAUUCAUAUUGGAUUCCUCAAUUCUUCCGGAAUACAUUAAAGAAUAAAAGACAAUCAUUUACUUGGGAAUUUGUUUUUGGAACUAGUAUUAUUCGAUUAAUUCCUAUAUACUACUUUAAUUUGGUUAAGAGUAAUCCAUUAAGACAUCAUUAUGAUCCUGUAUUAGUGGCAGUUACUACAAUUUGGGUAGUUUUCCAACUUACAUUAUUAGUAUUACAAUAUCAAUUAGGACCUAGAUUCUGGGUUAAUGAGAAAUGGUUACCUAAGGCUUAUGAUUAUCAAAGAGUUAUUCAUUUCAAAGAUCUUGAGUCAGGUUUCUCCAGUGAGAUAUUAAAUAGUAUUAGUUCUAGUGCCAAAGUUCCAACUACCGGUGGCAGAGAAAGUCCAACUUCAUCAAUUUCCGGUGCCGAUAUUAUUGAGAGUAAAUGUACAUGUCCGAUCUGUAUGACGGAUAUUACUUUACCUAUAGUUAAUACUAUAAAUGAUAAAAAUGGAGUUAGUGAGAAUGAAUUAAAGAAGAUGAAAAAGACCUACAUGAUAACUCCGUGCUUUCACAUCUUUCAUAAUGAUUGUUUAGAAAAUUGGAUGAAGUAUAAGUUACAGUGUCCUGUAUGUCGGGAGAGUUUACCACCGAUAUAGACUAAUGGUAUAGAAGUAAGUAAGUACUAAUAAAAUAAAGUGAGAUAAUAAUGAACAAGCUUUUUCUAU